ACCAUCAUCGCCGUCAUCGUCGCAUCCGUCUCUCCCGAUCGCCUGCACCUGCAUCCAUGUCCUCCAGCGUCAUUGUCGAGCACGAGUUUCGCAAGCUCACAGUCAAGACCACCCCCGCCAUGUCGGUCCGGUCGAUCCUGUCGCAGGCCUGCCAGCAGUUUGGCUUGAGCGAGGAGCAGUUUGCCCUCAAAUACAACAAGAAGAUCCUCGAUCCCUCGUUGUCGGUCCGGUUCGCCAACCUCCCUGCUUCCGCCAAGCUGUCUCUGGUUGCGUCCUCGACCAACGCCCGGCCGCUGCCGACUUCCGAAGUGACAAUCGCUCUCCAGCUCGACGACGGCAGCCGCCUGGUCGGCAAGUUUACGCUGUCCACGACGCUUUGGGAUAUCCUCUCGCACUUUGAGAGCAAGUCUGGAGGCUCGCUGGUGCUGACGACCCGGACAGGUAUCCCGACACCCGAAAAAUCUGGCUUCUUUGGGAUCGAUAUCCGCAAGAAAACCCCUGUCUACAUGAUCCCGGUUUGCAUUCUGAUGAACCAGGAGUUUUCAACGAUCGCGGCGCUCCAAAACACAACUCUGCUGAGCGCCGGAAUCUCCUCUGGCAACACCGUCAUCCGUGUGCUGUUCAAGUACACGCAGCAAACUCUGGAGAGUGCGCUCCAGGAGAUUGUCGCCACGGCACCCGCUGCUGCCCCCGCUACUGCACCAGUUGCUGCUGGUGGUCCGAUGGCGAAUCUUGCUUCCGAGAACGCAUCGGUGUCCGAGGCCCCUCCCGCUGUCGAAUCAGCACCCGCAGCAGCCCUGCCGUCUCCGACUCUGGCCACCCAGCCAGUCAACGCCGCAUCGUCGGUGGAGCAGCAGGCUGUUAUUCCACAGCAGCACCCCGUUGCCGCAGCCCAGCCGCCGACUGAGCUCCAAGUCGCUGACCAGCCGCUCGACACGGACAUGACUGAGGCAGCUGUUGAGGACAAGCCUGCGGUGUUUAACCGAGAUAUCAAGGUUUUCGCCCCACCUCCGGAAGGCUACACGAGCCAUGCCAAGAUCGAUCUUCCCGACUCGUUCUUCACGCUGACCUCUGUCGAGCUGAAGCAAAUCUACGAUUCGGCCAAGCAGCAUCGCCAGGAGCACGAAAACGCCCCGCUCAAAACCCGAUACAUCCGGGAGAAAGAGAUGGAGGCCAAGAUGCAAAAAUACCCAAAGACCUUGGUGCGUGUGCGCUUCAUGGACCGCAGCAUCCUCCAGGCAACCUUCCGCUCUGUGGAGCCGGUUUCGGAACUCUUCAAGGUCCUGGAGGCCGCCCUCGCAGUGUCCGGUCGGGCAUUCCAUCUCGUGGCGACACCUCCCCACCGGAACUUGAGCCCAAGCGAGACUUUCUGGACAGCGCAACUCUCCCCAGCCAGCAUCGUACACUUCCACUGGACCGACGGGCCCUCUGACGGCCCCUAUCUAUCCGCCGACUAUCUCGCCAGGAUGGAGCCUUUCCCGCUGCCCGAUGAGCCCAGAGUCGGCGCAGGAAGCAGUGCCUCAGCGAUGCAGGUGGACUCGGUUGGUGUGGCGGCGUCGCCAGAAGAUGAUGAUCAGGACGACCGCCAUGGCGACGAAGCUGCCAGGCAGCGCAGACAGGGCGGCUCACAGGGCGGCUCGCAGACAUCUCUGGGGGACGGAUCCUCGCGCAAGGACUGGCGGCCCAAGUGGUUCAAGCAAUAGAUCCGAUGGCCGGCCUGAGAAUCAUGGCCGUAUGUGUUUACGGGCGAUCCAAUAAAAAACGGGACACCCGGGUUUUUGACCAUUCA
Polychytrium aggregatum is the source of this 1789-nucleotide messenger RNA. Its product is annotated as GLUT4 regulating protein TUG-domain-containing protein. Gene Ontology annotation, molecular function: protein binding. The record is from RefSeq and is a predicted model, not a curated record. Lineage: Eukaryota; Fungi; Chytridiomycota; Chytridiomycetes; Polychytriales. The transcript is spliced from 8 exons. Bases 57 to 1703 code for a protein of 548 amino acids.